AUGGGAGAACAAUGGUUCAAAAGUUGUUUACCGGAUGAAUACUAUGGGAAGUUCGUUAGUGAAGGCAUUUAUCCUGAUGGACGCUCAAUAUCCAGAUUUAGACCGCUAUUUUUUAAGCUUGGUACCUGGGGCGGAGUCGGGUCUGCCUUGGUGAAACUUGGUGGCGCUUCUGUUUCGUGCACCGUCCAAGCUUCCUUGGCACUCAUCCAUGACGGUCCUCUUGUUUCCUGCGAAAUCGAUGCGUGUGCAUCCGUACCACAGGCUCAGGUCAACGAUGUGUCCGAUUUGCUUAAUAAGGUUUUCACAAAUGAGUCACUUCCCCUCCGAUCUGCUUUGCUAGUAAAAGGGAUUGAUAGCGAACCGACUAUGACUUGGGAACUCACUCUCCGUGUGCAGAUUCUGAACUCCGAUGGCUCUGUUCUAGACGCCAUUUUCUGUGCAGUCUCAGCAGCACUAUAUGAUGUUCGCUUGCCUUCAGUGGCUCUUAAACAUGCUAAAGACGAUGAGUCUCCUUUUCGGCAGGAAGAAAUAUCACUUCUUGAGAAU
Messenger RNA from Ostertagia ostertagi, 546 nucleotides. The record is from the annotation of a GenBank genome assembly. NCBI's taxonomy places the organism in Eukaryota, Metazoa, Nematoda, Chromadorea, Rhabditida, Trichostrongylidae.